Molecule: messenger RNA, 1354 nt
Organism: Arachis ipaensis
Lineage: Eukaryota; Viridiplantae; Streptophyta; Magnoliopsida; Fabales; Fabaceae
Product: P-loop containing nucleoside triphosphate hydrolases superfamily protein
Molecular function (GO): GTP binding
Source: RefSeq, a predicted model, not a curated record
CGUAUUAUUUGGUGGGAUAUUUUUGUUUAGCCAGCAGGUGGAUAGGCACGGUGCUGCGAGAGAGUAGAGAAGACAUGGUACUCCUUCACCUCCCCAAACUCCCUUCAACCAUUCUAACUCCGCUAUCCUCUUCUCCCAUCUUUCUCCGCACUCAUUUCCUAAACCCAAAUCCAAACGCAACCAAAACCCCUCGCCCCCUUUUACUAUUCUCCACCCUAACCCUUCCCGCCUCCGAACCCACACCGAUAGACCCUCACACACCCGAACCCACCCCCCACCUCCAACUCCCUCUCCACAAGCUCUUCGUUCCCCCCGAAACCCAUGUCCCCCUCGACACCCCUACCCUCACCGCCAGAAUCCUCAAGGGCUCCAACAUUCUGCUCAGCAACUACGCCACCGACUCUCAGGUGGCGCAAGCGGAGUUCGUCAAGAGCAGUGUUAGGACCGAGGACUGCCCCUCCGAUGGCCUCCCUGAGUUUGCUCUCGUUGGACGCUCCAAUGUCGGCAAAUCCUCGCUCCUCAAUUCCCUCGUUCGCCGCAAGAAGCUCGCAUUGACCUCCAAGAAACCAGGCAAAACACAAUGCAUUAACCAUUUUCGGAUUAAUGAUAGCUGGUACCUGGUUGAUUUGCCUGGAUAUGGGUAUGCAUCUGCACCGCAGGAGCUUAGAAUGGAUUGGGAAAAAUUCACCAAGGACUAUUUUCUUAACCGAAUUGAUCUCGAGUAUGCUAGUUGGUUGGGCCAGAAUCAGAUCCCAAUGACCAUAAUCUUCACCAAAUGUGACAAGCGGAAGAAGAAAAAGAACGGAGGCAAAAGACCAGAAGAAAAUGUUAAUGACUUUCAGGAAUUGAUACACGGCUUCUUCGAGACGGCACCUCCGUGGAUCAUGACCAGUAGUGUUACUAAUCAGGGUCGUGAUGAGAUUCUUCUCCAUAUGGCCCAGCUAAGAAACUAUUGGCUCAAGCACUAGAACUGAUAAACAUGUAGGUACCAGCUAAUAUAGUUAUCAUAGCAUUGUAUUCUAUGAUGAGCAUUUCUAUAUUGCUCAAAGUACAUACCGGGCCUAAAGUAGGAUAAAGAACAUUAUUUGGAACAAAACUUCAUCCAGCGUCCCGCUCCGGUCGAAUGCGAGGUUUCACUUUGAGUCAUCUUGUUUAUCCUUAUCUCACAUUCAUUAAAUUUGAGCCUUUCUUCAGUUGAGGGUUAGUGGGUGACAACGUUGUAUUCUACUGUCUCAAAAGUAGAUAUGAUCUUUACCUUUUACUACACCCAUUUUUAUUACUUCUUUUCAAACUAUGUAUAUUCUCAUUUUCAGCUUCAAGCAGCUAUCUUAGUUCAGUUCUAUGCUUUCCUAUA